Molecule: messenger RNA, 588 nt
Organism: Ctenocephalides felis (cat flea)
Lineage: Eukaryota; Metazoa; Arthropoda; Insecta; Siphonaptera; Pulicidae
Product: mitochondrial import inner membrane translocase subunit Tim23-like
Exons: 4
Coding region: 1-588 (195 amino acids)
Biological process (GO): protein import into mitochondrial matrix
Cellular component (GO): TIM23 mitochondrial import inner membrane translocase complex; mitochondrial inner membrane
Molecular function (GO): transmembrane protein transporter activity
Source: RefSeq, a predicted model, not a curated record
AUGGAGUAUUAUUCUACCCCGGUUGGCGAGGAUUCUGCAAAUAUGGAAGUUCCAGCUCCGCCAAAAUCCGGCAAAAGCGUUUACCAGCUCUCACCAUAUCUGAAUUACAACCCCGUCUAUCUGCCGACGGGCCAGCCGGACUUUAUUUUUCUGGAAGGUUCCAGCCGUCAGCGCGGCCGCUUCGAGCUCGCGUUUUCCCAAAUUGGCUCCUGCUGCAUAGCGGGCGCCACGCUCGGCGGGAUGGCCGGCAUGUACAACGGCCUUAAGGCCACGGCACGAGCCAAACAGACGGGAAAUCUGCGCAGGACACAAAUCCUGAAUCACGUUAUGAAACAAGGUUCGGCCACGGCGAACACUCUCGGAACGGUGGCCGUGAUGUAUUCCGGAUUCGGGGUACUUUUUUGCUGGAUUCGCGGCGAGGACGAUGACAUAAACACUCUAGCAGCCGCUGCCUCGACCGGAGCGUUUUAUAAAUGCACGGCCGGUCUGCGGAAAUGUGCGCUGGGCGGACUAGUGGGUUUUGGCUUGGCUGGCUUCUAUUGCAUGUGGAAAGCCGCGUUUAACUUCAAAAAGGAAAACGUUUCGUAG